Molecule: messenger RNA, 2271 nt
Organism: Aspergillus puulaauensis
Lineage: Eukaryota; Fungi; Ascomycota; Eurotiomycetes; Eurotiales; Aspergillaceae
Exons: 1
Coding region: 1-2271 (756 amino acids)
Molecular function (GO): hydrolase activity
Source: RefSeq, a predicted model, not a curated record
AUGUCGUCCCGCCGCCCCAUCCACAUCAACCCCAACACCACAAACCAAAGCACCAACUAUCCCGACACAACCGCCCUCACAAAGUUCCACCGCUCGCUAUCCGGCUACAAACCAACCCCACUAACCCCCCUGCCAGACCUCGCCCGCGAACUCGGCGUGCGCGCGGUGCUCGUCAAAGACGAAAGCAACCGCCUGGGCCUCCCCGCAUUCAAAGUCCUCGGCGCAUCAUGGGGUUGCUACCGCGCUGUCGCAGCACACCUAGAGUUACCGCUAACCGUCUCGCUGGAUGAAAUGGCGGCGAAGGCGCAGGCAGGAGGGGUGACACUUUUCGCAGCUACGAAGGGGAAUCAUGGCCGUGCGGUGGCGUUUAUGGCUCGGACGCUGGGGGUUGCUUGUAAGAUUUAUGUAUCUGAGUCUAUGGACCAGGGUACCCGGGGAAGGAUUAGCGAGGAGGGGGCACAGAUUACGGUAAUCAAGGGAGACUAUGACCAGGCUGUUUUGGAUGCGCUGAGGGAUUCGAAGAGCGUGCAGGGCGGGGCCGGGAUUCUGGUGCAGGAUACGGCGCUGGAUGGGUAUGAGGAGGUUCCUGGGUGGAUUGUGGAGGGGUAUGGGACUAUGAUGGGGGAGGUUGAGGAGCAGGUGUCUGAGAUGGGGAUAAGGCCGAGUGUUAUGGUCACGCCGGUUGGGGUUGGGAGUCUUGCGAAUACCGUGGCUACGUUUUGCAAGUCUAGGGAGGAGGCUAUCUCCGUUGUUGCUGUUGAGCCGGAUACGGCUGCUUGUUUACAGGAAAGUCUGCUCAAGGGUGAGUUGACGUCGAUUGAGACGACCGGCACGAUCAUGGAUGGGAUGGACUGUGGGACUGUCUCUACGACGGCGUGGCCGAAUCUGAAGAGGCUGGUGGAUGCGAGUGUCACGGUGUCUUGCUACGAGAGUCACCGGGCCGUUGAGUAUCUGGAUUCGCAGGGCAUCGGUGCAGGACCUUGUGGUGCUGCGUCGGUGGCGGCGUUGAAGCGUCUCGCAGCAGAAGGCUCUGGAUCGCUGCUCAACAAGGGCUCAGUCGUUGUGCUGUUGAGUACUGAGGGUCCUCGCGACUACCCUAUCCCGCUGGAUGUUUCUGCCGAGGGCGCCGUCCAGCUGACGAGCAUUUUGACGAAGAUUAACUCAUCCAACCCUACGCUCUCACUAGCAGACGGUGCAGGCGAGACCCAGAUUUGCAACUACCUGCAGGCCUGGUUCGCCCACCGCGGGAUUGAGUCGCACCGCGUCGAGCCCGUCCCUGGACGACCCUCUGUGGUCGGAGUGCUAAAGGGCACUGGCGGCGGAAAAUCACUAAUGUUCAACGGACACAUCGACACCGUCAGCCUAGCAAGCUAUGAAAAAGACGCACUCUCAGGCACGAUCGAUACUCGAGACGGCAAAGAGGUCGUCCUCGGCCGCGGCAGUUUGGACAUGAAGAGCGGACUCGCGACUGCCCUCGCGGCCAUGGCAUCUGCCAAAGCCAGUUGCUCUCAUCUGCACGGUGAUGUGAUAAUCGCCGCUGUUUCGGACGAGGAGGAUGCGUCACAGGGGACCCGGGAUAUACUAGCUGCCGGAUGGAGGGCAGACGCCGCUGUUAUCCCCGAGCCCACGACGGAGAUCAUUGCGCAUGCGCACAAGGGUUUCGUAUGGGUUGAAGUGGAUAUCCUUGGUGUAGCCGCUCACGGCUCUAACCAUCUUGGAGGUGUUGAUGCCAUUCUCCAUGCUGGCUGGUUCCUGCGAUCACUGGAGGAGUACGGCCAGCGACUCCCCGUUGACGACGUCCUGGGCCCGGCAACUAUGCACUGCGGCCUGAUCCAGGGCGGCGAGGAAGCAUCCUCGUACCCCGCAAAAUGCACAAUCACUGUCGAAUUCCGCACAGUCCCCGGCCAGACAGAGGAGUCGAUCGUGCGUGACAUCCGGACCUUGCUAGAGGACAUCCAGAAAGGCAACUCCAAGUUCGGAUUCGCGGAGCCUCGGGCAACAUUGUGUCGACCGGCUCACAAGAUCAGCGCCGACCAUCCUCUGAUUAACAAGGUCACUGAGUGUGCAGCAUCAGUCAUGGGCAGCCGGCCUUCAGUCGAAAGUGUGCCGUUCUGGUGUGAUGCUGCUCUGCUGAGCCAGGCUGGGAUCCCGUCUGUUGUCUUUGGGCCAUCCGGGUAUGGACUGCAUGGCAAAGAGGAGUACGUGGAAGUGGAGAGUGUGAAGCGCCUGGAGGAAACAUUUGUCAAAUUGUUUCGUGAUUUCUGUGCUUAG